GAUAUUUAGAUUCUGCAAAUCAAAAUGCCACAGAAACUUCAAAAAGAAGCGAAAUCCCAGGAAGAUGAGAUGGACCAAAGCAUUCCGGAAAGCAGCUGGCAAAGAAUUGACAGUGGAUAAUUCAUUUGAGUUUGAAAAACGUAGAAAUGAACCAGUGAAAUACCAGAGAGAGUUGUGGAACAAGACUGUUGAUGCAAUGAAGAGAGUGGAGGAAAUAAAGCAAAAACGCCAAGCUAGAUUUAUUAUGAACAGAUUAAAGAAGAGCAAAGAGUUGCAGAAGGCAGAAGACAUCAAAGAAGUCAAACAGAAUAUCCACCUUCUUCGUGCUCCACAUGCAAGCACACCAAAACAGCUGGAGGACAAAAUGGUGCAGAAGCUACAAGAGGAUGUGGCUAUGGAAGAAGACUCUUAAAAUGUUUUUAUUUUCUAUUUAUAUGUCUUCAGCAGUUAACAGUUCCUUACUGCCUCACCUGACAUCAUUCAGACUGUGCUUACAAUUGAAGAAAAAUAUAUUUUAAUAAAUAGUGGUCAUUUACAGUUUGAAUGAUUUUUGGUUUUAUAAAAAAUAAUAAGUUGGAUACUGAUUUGGCCAGUACUUACUAUUAUGUAAUUUGAGAAGACCUUGUCAUCAGGAUGGAGAAUAAGGCAUGUUGUUUGAGAUGCUGUGUGCUCCUUGGAAAGUUACACUUUCUUUCUGGGUAACUUUUCCCUGAUAAUUCAAGGAAUAAAAGAUGUUGGCCCUGA
Nipponia nippon (crested ibis) is the source of this 744-nucleotide messenger RNA. The record is from RefSeq and is a predicted model, not a curated record. Lineage: Eukaryota; Metazoa; Chordata; Aves; Pelecaniformes; Threskiornithidae.